This is a messenger RNA of Hyla sarda, 6473 nucleotides long. RefSeq lists its product as uncharacterized. The record is from RefSeq and is a predicted model, not a curated record. Bases 2600 to 3634 code for a protein of 344 amino acids. NCBI's taxonomy places the organism in Eukaryota, Metazoa, Chordata, Amphibia, Anura, Hylidae. The transcript is spliced from 2 exons.
GUAAGUACAUCUUCCUAUACUUUACAUUGCACGGAUCCCUCAACAUACGAUGGAUUCGACAAACGAUGGAUCGUUUGGAACGAAUUGCCAUCGUAUGUUGAGGGACCACUGUAUGUUGUUGAGUUAUGAACAAUUCUUCCACAGUCAUAUCCACCUCUAAUGGUAUUUCUGUCCAAAUUAAAGAAUACAUAGACUGCAAUACACCAAAUGUAGUUUAUGUGUUCACCUGCCGAGAGUGUGAGGUGCAGUAUGUCGGGUGCACCUCACCCGAUAGGCCUUAGGAAGACCUGGCAAAGGAGUAGCCAUGGAGACUUGGCAGGAAGAAACUGGGUGAAGACAUCGCUUGUGGCAAGAAGAUCCCUAGCUCUUAAUGUCCCCGGUGACCCAGUCGAGGCUAGGCGAAUGACGUUGGAGCCAGGGCAAGCCCAGAAGAAUUUCAGAAGUGCAGUAGGGUAGCAAAAAAAAUUCAAUAUGUUCAUGAUGGUGAACUCCAACAGUCAUGAGUAGCGGUUGAGUGCGGUAACGCACGGUGCAAACCAGUCUCUCUCCAUUGACGGAUGAAAUGAAGAGAGGCUUGACGAGAACUGGAAUGUUGAAUCUGUUUACUAGGGAGGCUUCAAUGAAACUUCCUGCUGAACCCGAGUCCAACCAGGCCACAACGGAGAAAGAAGUAGCAUUAACGGGUAUAGCAAUCCGCACAGGUAAAGUCAAUCGUGGAGAGGUAGAAUUCCCUCCUAGCAACGACUCUCCUACGUUAAUGCGGAGGACGGAUAGGACAGUCUUUUAGGAGAUGUUCGAUGCUUGCACAGUAUAGGCACAGGUUUUCAUUCCUACGGCGAGUCCUCUCUUGUUGGGUCAGGCGAGACCUCUCUUGUUGGGUCAGGCGAGACCGAUCCACUUGCAUAGCCUCCUCGGCAGGAGGCACUGGAACAGAUUGCAAAGGACGUGGAAAGAGAGGAGCCUGGGAGGGAAACCGCCUGGUGUGAACAAGAUCCUUUUCCUGAUGCCCUAGAGAGCAGGGCCGCGCGCGCCGGGACUGAGCAGAAGGACGGGAUCGGUGAGUGAUACGGGAUGCGAUCCGCGGACAAAGGACACAGAGCAGCUGCAGGCAAGAGAGUAACGCUGCAAGCGCUCCGGAGGGGAAGCGGGGCCCGGAGCGCUCGGCGUUACACAAAGGAGGUAAUGGGGAGAAGUAUAUAUGUGAUAGGAGGUCAUAGGGAGCAGUAUAUAUGUGAUAGAGGGUAAUAGGGAGCAGUAUAUAUGUGAUAGGAGGUCAUAGGGAGCAGUAUAUAUGUGAUAGGGGGUCAUAGGGAGCCUUAUAUAUGUGAAAUACGGGGUCAUACAGAACAUUAUAUGUGAGAUAGGGGUCAUAGGGUGCAGUAUAUAUGUGAAAGGAGGUCAUAGGGAACAGUAUUGUGGUUUCCCGGUACAGGACAUGGUCCUGUACCCUUCCUAAGUCCCCUCAGGAAGAGUCCCUGCAGUCCAUAAGGCUCUCCUGCAGUGCUCACCCCUUGCUCGCCUUCUUAAAUGCAUUGUAAAUGUAUUGUGCAUAUUGUUCUUUGUAUAUAAAGUUGUACAAAUGUGUAGGACUUUCCUGGCUCAUGUGAUCUACUGUCAUGUGAUGUACCCAGAGUUCCCUGGGUACAGGACCUACAGGCUUUGCAACCAAUGGGCUUUAGUCCAGCCCCCCUAGUCAAGCCCCCCUUAGUUCCUGGCUACAAAGCAAGCACAAUACCUGCAUCUACUAAAUUCAUCUCAUCUAGGCCAAAGCCUAAAGUACCUGCAGCCACUUCAAAACGUGAGUUAUCAAGCUCUACCUACAAUUUCUAGUGACUACUACUCAACUCAAGUAUACCAUUAGUAGCACAGUGGUCUGCAUAAAUCUCAAUACUUCAAGUCCCAGCAAGCCUUUGAGGAAUCCUGCAUCCCGGUUGCCUUUAGGGAAACUGCAUAAUUGUAAAGACUGUUUCAUAAGAAGUUUAAGUAAAAGUUCCAGUUAUUUUCACAAUUCCUGCUAUGGACAUUCCUCGAUUGCCUGCCGUUUCUGGGUUGGUUGUCGGUAGGGCCUUAUACAGAAAACAACCACACCCUGUCGUCAUAACUAUUCAGGAGUUAAUAACACCUUAUCCCACAGGGUUAAUACCACCAGACCCUGCUACACUGUUGCAACACCCCAGACACCACAAGUCUUUUGGCGUCCUACGAACAGGAUACGGGUGUGUGCCUCUAAUAUCUCAGCUACCCUGAUCCCCCGCAAUGAAAAACAGGUGUACGCCAUUAUUACAAGUGCCAUAGUCCUCCCCCUAUGGAGGAAUGUGUAUAGAAUACUGUCCAGGAUUUUUGCAAGUAGCAAUUGACAUUGCGCCCAAAAGUGUACAGGACAUUGUUGCUGAAAUUGUGCUUUGCCUAGGCGCUAGAAAAAGUAAGGGGGAGGGGAAGAAUACUGUAUUAUGGCCAUGUGUAAAAUCAGGAACGAAGCCAUGCUACGUGCUCAGCUGCAGACCGUACCUGAAAGGGUUAAGGCAGAACCCGAGAACCCGAAAAGUCUUGCGCUGGUCUGCAUCCCGCCCUUGGGCGUGGACAUUAUGUAGCUGUUCCUAUGCCGAAGUGGAACUGUUAUCUUCUGCUUGUGCUUGCCGGGGGACAGGAAGUCAGAGCUGCACCGAUGACGUCCUUCCGGCUGGCGGUCAUUUUGUUUAAGCCUCAUAUGAAAGCAGCCACGCGGCCAGACCUUUACAGUCCGGAGAUGGCAGCGAGGUGUAUGGAGAUGGCGGAGCCCACAGCAACAUGUGAGGAGAGCAGCAAGAUGGCGCCGGAGCAGCGGAAAGUUGCCACGGCCGCAGCGCAACUUUUCCAAGAACUUGCUGACCGCUUGCAUCAGUUGUCCCAUGGGGCCGUGGAAGACUGCAACCUGCCCCCUUUUCCAGAGGACGACGAGUGGCCAGCCGCCCUGAGAGGGGAAUCACCGCAGACUUCACGACCUGCAUCGCCGGUGAGACCGUCCCCUCACCACAGAUCCUGGGGAUCGUGGGCGGAGAUCACAACCGAGGAGUCGGAUGUAAGUACGCUGGCCGAAGCCUCCUCCAGCCCUGACAGGGAACCCCUAGCACAGAUGUCUGCACCUGUUAGCGCACGCCCGCAGUCACCCCCCCUUCCACAGUGGGUGUUCGGCGACGAGCCUGCGCUCAUACAAUACAUGCGGGACCACGUCCUUCCCCAGCCAGGGAAGUCCCAUCCACCGGUCCCCACAGCUGAGGCAGAAAGGGCCCGCAGGGAGGCUGAAAUUGCCGGUAUCUUUGAAAAGUUAAGGGCCCAGCAUAGAGAGAGAUAUGGGCCGAAACGCCUCCCUUAUGAAGUCCAGGCAGAGCAACAGAGGGACACUAAAAAGUUAGAAGCUCUAUACAUUCGUAUGCUGGACUAUCCUCAAGAGGGUGAGCCACCCUUAGAGCACCGACGCGCCACAGUUGUAAAAUUUUACAAAGCAAGAGGCUUUGGUACCCUCCAGGACUGCCGGCAUAGAGGGACCAUAUUAAUCAAUAGAAGGGCUGUUCAGCAGGACUACCUGCCUAGAAGAUAUCACUCCCUAGAGCGAGGGGAGAUUGUAGAGUACACCAGUCAAGAGUGUGCGAGGUGAAUGGGCUGCAGCCAUAACUAGGCCCAAGAAUCAAACACAGAUACCAUUUAUAUACUUCUCCUCGGACGACUGGGACGCAGAUCCCCACGGGAUUCCGCCAAUGAGGUUACCAGAGUCAGCCUGUGAAGAAGUGUACAAGGUGCCCAUCAUGGAUCCCAAGCACAUGUCAAGGUCCAGUUCAGCAUCAUCUUUAACAGAGAACAUGCCCAGGCCUACUCCCUCUGAGGAGGUGAGGCCUGACCAACGGGCACCAACAUAUGUGCAUAGGCCUACUCCGGAGCCAGAGAUGUGGCCUAAACAGCAGGCACCAACUGAUGUGCCGCGGCCUACUUCACCUAAGGAGGUGAGGCCGAACCGACCGGCACCAACUGUAAUACCAGUGGCCUCAGCUGCUGCCAUUAAUGUUGUUGUGAGCAUGAACACAUCAGUGGCACAGUCCCUGCUCACAAAUGUUUCUUGGGACACUAUUGUAAACCCCAUGAGGGAAGCCCAACCUCGUGCUCCUCUCUAUAUGUCGCAAAGUAGGAAGCACGCUGAUAGGCGAGGUUGGGAGGAAAGAAGAUCCAACUUCUGAAAUAGUUUUUCAGUCACUAACUGUGUGGUACACCAGUAUCCUCUUGUUUUUACAGGUUUUUUUCAGUUCUGCAACAAGUUCAAGAUAAAGUGCCUGGCAGAACUAUGCCAAGAAGUUCUCCUGUUUGCAACGUAACUACCUUCAUAAGUUUGUGCCCAGCCCCUGGCCGAGAGACUCCUUGCCUGAGGAGAUCCUAGUAAGUUUGUGCCCGGCUCCUGGCCGAGAGACUCCUUGCCUGAGUAGAUCCUAGUAAGUUUGUGCCCGGCAUAGUCGUGUUUUCAUUCAGGACUCCAUAAUGUAGGUGGACUGUAGAGCCUUACAUGACCGUUAAUGUAAAUGUUAUAAUAGUAAUAUAUUUUUGUGUACAAAAUGUUGCACUCCAACAGCAGGUAAAUGUAACUUUUGUGCUGCCAAGCAAAUAAGAUUUAUGGUUACAUAAAAUGUCAAAAAAUGUAAGUGGUUUACUGUAUAGAAGUAUAAAAUCCCUGUACAUAAGUAUAAAAUCCCUGUACAGAAGUACAUAAUUCCUGUACGGAAGUAAAGGAAAAAAAUAUAUUUCUUAUAGGUGUUAUAGUGUUUUCUUAAAGGUGCUCUCCCAGCUCCUCUGGGAGUAACAAUAAACGCCACCCUUCACUAGUGCCUAAUCAUCUAAAAACCACUCAGAUAUCAAGACUGACUUCACAUUCAUAAAAUCCAGUGUACACAUAAUUCAGUACAUAAACUUCAGUAGUAUACAUUCAAAGUCCAGUACACAAAACUUACUAAAAUUUCAAAUACCUAUUUCACAAGCAAACAAGAAAAUGAGUCUUAGGGACUGUAACCUGUUUAUUAUCAGUCCAUACCACUGUUGUGCACAAAUGACAUGUACUAAUGUGUUCUUUUGUCUUUAUGUGUCCAGGGUACUUUACUGGCCAGAAGGUAUUCCUGUAGCUAACUAAAAAAAAAAAAAAAAUACACGUAUCCAAAAAGGUAACAGUAAGUGUAAUUGUUAUCUAGAUCCAGAGUUCUAGGGGUAAGUGUGUAGUACCGAUAGACCCUAGUAGCUAAGGCAUUGGACAGAAAGCCUCAGGCAACCCAAUCCGCAACCAGUAUAUAACAAGGGAAAUAAUAUGUGGUAUUAUAUCAAAUAUAUGUCAAUAAAAAAGGUAACAGUGAGAUUAAUUUCAGUAUGUAGAAGCAUUGCAGUCAUUGUACAUACUUCAUGUCAAGUGUAAGUUAAAAAUAUUCUAUAGUCAUUGUCAAUUAUCUACAUGUCAGUCAAAUGUCAGACAUAAAUCAAAUAUCAAAUGUCAUGUGUUGAUAACGUUUUCAGCUAAAGACGGAUGUUAUAGCUAGGAUAUAACUUAUUAUAUCUCAUGCAUAGUCAUUAGAGAUGCAUAAUCUAAUAAACUAAAGUAGAAUGGGGAUACCAAAGGUAUGAAAAUGUGUUAUUUAGUAAAUUCUAAAAUGAAAAAAAAAAACAUAUUUAUCCCAUCCUGUUCGUGAAUAAGUUCCAGAGCAUGUAUGGACAUUAUUUAAAUGCACAGAGACUCUAUAUAUUCUUUCAUCAUUUUUGUUAUCAUCAGCCUGAACUGGGACGUUUGGAUUAAUGCUUCAGGACUGCAUCCGGCCGACUGGCCAUUCCGUUCCUCUCCCUAAGGGGACAUACGUCGGGGACGACUUUUAUUAAGUAAGGGGGUUUGUGGUGUCCGAGUACAGGACAUGGUCCUGUACCCUUCCUAAGUCCCCUGCAGUCCAUAGGGCUCUCCUGCAGGGCUCACCCCUUGUUCACCUUCUAUAAAUGCAUUGUAAAUGUACUGUGCAUAUUGUUCUUUGUAUAUAAAGUUGUACAAAUGUAUAGGACCUUCCUGGGUCAUGUGAUCUACUGUCAUGUGAUGUACCCAGAGUUCCCUGGGUACAGGACCUACAGGCUUUGCAACCAAUGGGCUUUAGUCCAGCCUCCCCCCCCCCCCCCUAGUAUAUAGGGGGCUGUAGUCUCUAAAUUCUCUCUCUUAGUUCCUGGCUACAAAGCAAGCACAAUGCCUGCAUCUACUAAAUUCAUCUCAGCUAGGCCAAAGCCUAAUGAACCUGCAGCCACUUCAAAACGUGAGUUAUCAAGCUCUACCUACAAUUUCUAGUGACUACUACUCAACUCAUAUAUACCAUUAGUAGCACAGUGGCCUGCAUAAAUCUCAAUACUAAAAGUCCCAGCAAGCCUGUGAGGUAUCCUGCAUCCCAGUUGCCUCUAGAGAAACUGCAUAACUGUAAAGACUGUUCCAUAAGAAG